Molecule: messenger RNA, 3614 nt
Organism: Dama dama (fallow deer)
Lineage: Eukaryota; Metazoa; Chordata; Mammalia; Artiodactyla; Cervidae
Gene: SLC24A3
Product: solute carrier family 24 member 3
Exons: 17
Coding region: 56-1987 (643 amino acids)
Biological process (GO): intracellular calcium ion homeostasis; calcium ion transmembrane transport
Cellular component (GO): membrane
Molecular function (GO): calcium, potassium:sodium antiporter activity; calcium channel activity
Source: RefSeq, a predicted model, not a curated record
CGGCCGCCGCCCGCCGGGGACCCCGCCGGGACCGCUGCCCUGCCGCGCGGAAAGGAUGCCGUCGCCCGACCUGGAGGAGCGUGAGCGCCGCCGGAGCUGCCGGAGGGACCUUCUUCUGAGCCAGGUCUGCUUCCUGGCCCUGGUGGCGCUGCUGCUCUGGUCGCUGUCGAGCAUGCGGGACCACGACGACCUGAGCUUCAUGGACUUCAUUGGGCAAGACACACAGUGGACCGUGGGGAGGAAGUUAAUGCAGGUGAAUGACUCGCUAACUUCAGAAGAUGCAGGACCACGGAGCAGCAAGAACUGCACUGAACCAGCCCUGCACGAGUUCCCCAAUGACAUCUUUACCAACGAGGACCGAAGACAGGGGGCAGUGGUCCUUCACGUGCUUUGUGCCAUGUACAUGUUCUACGCGCUGGCCAUUGUGUGUGAUGACUUCUUCGUCCCCUCCUUGGAAAAGAUCUGUGAGCGCCUGCACCUCAGUGAGGAUGUGGCGGGAGCCACAUUCAUGGCGGCCGGCAGUUCGGCCCCGGAGCUGUUCACGUCGGUCAUAGGAGUCUUCAUCACCAAGGGUGACGUGGGCGUGGGGACCAUCGUGGGCUCCGCUGUGUUUAACAUUCUGUGCAUCAUCGGCGUCUGUGGGCUCUUCGCGGGGCAGGUCGUGGCUCUCUCCUCCUGGUGCCUGCUGAGGGACUCCAUUUACUACACGCUGUCCGUGGUCGCGCUCAUCGUGUUCAUUUAUGAUGAACAAGUUUCCUGGUGGGAGUCUUUGGUCCUCGUGUUGAUGUAUCUCAUCUACAUUGUCAUCAUGAAAUACAACGCCUGCAUACACCAGUGCUUCGAGAGGAGGACCAAGGGGGCCGGAAACAUGGUCAAUGGCUUGGCCAACAACGCCGAAAUGGACGACAGCGGCAACUGCGACGCAACCGUGGUGCUACUCAAGAGAGCCAAUUUCCACCGCAAAGCAUCAGUGAUCAUGGUAGACGAGCUGCUGUCGGCCUACCCACACCAGCUUUCUUUCUCUGAGGCUGGUCUUCGAAUCAUGAUCACCAGCCACUUCCCCCCCAAGACCCGACUCUCCAUGGCCAGUCGCAUGUUAAUCAAUGAGAGACAGAGACUGAUAAACAGCAGGGCUUAUGCCAAUGGAGAGUCCGAGGUGGCCAUCAAGAUCCCGAUUAAGCACACGGUGGAGAACGGGAUGGGGCCCAGCGGCGCCCCGGACAGAGGCACGAGCGGGACGCGGAGGGACGAGGUCGUCGCGGAGGCCGGUGACGAGACGGAGAACGAGAAUGAGGACAACGAGAAUAACGAGAACGAUGAGGAGGAGGAGGACGAGGAGGAUGAGGAAGGGCCAUACACGCCCUUCGACCCCCCGUCUGGCAAACUGGAAACAGUGAAGUGGGCGUUCACCUGGCCCCUGAGCUUCGUCUUGUACUUCACCGUCCCCAACUGCAACAAGCCCCGCUGGGAGAAGUGGUUUAUGGUGACCUUCGCUUCGUCCACGCUGUGGAUCGCAGCCUUCUCCUACAUGAUGGUGUGGAUGGUCACGAUCAUCGGCUACACGCUGGGGAUUCCUGACGUCAUCAUGGGGAUCACCUUCCUGGCAGCUGGAACCAGCGUGCCCGACUGCAUGGCCAGCCUCAUUGUGGCCAGACAAGGCAUGGGGGACAUGGCCGUGUCCAACUCCAUCGGGAGCAAUGUUUUUGACAUCCUCAUUGGGCUCGGUCUCCCCUGGGCACUGCAGACCCUGGCUGUGGAUUAUGGAUCCUACAUUCGACUGAACAGCCGGGGGUUGAUCUACUCCGUGGGCUUGCUCCUGGCCUCCGUCUUCGUCACGGUGUUUGGCGUCCACCUGAACAAGUGGCAGCUGGACAGGAAGUUGGGGUGCGGCUGCCUUUUCCUCUAUGGCGUGUUCCUGUGCUUCUCCAUCAUGACGGAGUUCAACGUGUUCACCUUUGUGAACCUGCCCAUGUGCGGGGACCACUGACCCGCGGCCGCGCCCAGCUCGGCCCCUCCUUCUGUGCAAUACAAGCGGGCGCCCGAGUCCGCCUCCGCCGCCCGCGGGCCUCCGCUCCCCCGACCUCUCCAGGGGCCCUGGCCCUACCCCUCCCACCCUCCUGACCCGCCAGCCCCGGACCCCCACCCCGACUCCAGCUCUGCCCUCCAGCACGUGAAGGCUCCCGACCUCCGCGUGAAUUUUCAAGCCCCAUUUUUGAACAGUGACUGAGAUUCUAGAAAAACUGGCUGCUAACUGGCCCGAGCCAGGCAAACUUAGUAUAUACCCCUCCUCCUUUUUUAAGUUAUUGGAUGGAAGGCCGGCCUCAUGUAUGAGCCGAGACUGUGGCGAAGAGAGAGGAGAGGGUCCACGCAUGACAGGGAGCGUUUGGGAUUUUCCUUAUGUUUGGGGCUGAUUUCUAGGUUCCUGAGUCUGGGGGUUGUUUGGUUUGGGGGGCUCCCCCUUUUCUUCCUUUCCUUCCAGAGAUGGAGACUUUUUUCCUCGCAUCUUCUCUCACCGGGCCCUGGAUCCUCGCUGAUCCACCGGGCGUCCCAGCUGCGUCCUCUGGGGUCGAGUCCCAGUCGCGUUGGAGCUUGUGUGGAUUUAGCGCCCGUCAGAGGAGCGGCUGGAGAGGCCCCUGGACAAACUCCUUCUCGUCACACCGGGGGGCCUGCCCUGAGGCCCUGGGUUUUCCAGGAAGAAGACAGCUGCCCGCCUGUCCAUUCUGACCAUCACUCUCUCCCCAGUUCUUUCUAGCCUCUCAAGCAAUAGUUGAAGCCUGCCUGCCCCGGUUAAUCUCUCCAUCCUGAGCACCAGGCAGCCGGCGCGGCAGGUGCCUCCCGCCCGAGACUCUGAGACUGCUCUUGGUUUGGUGUUUGGGGGGGCAGGGAGUGUGACCCGGAGGCAGGAGUUACAGACACUGGUUUCUCGGGAAGUGGAGAAGCGCACUUUGCACAGACACCGCCCCUCGUACUGAGUACACUGGACCCUGACCGCCGGCUCAAAGGCCAGCGUCCUUCCUCACAGUCGCCGAGCCCAGCUGCCCCAGCACCCCGCUCCCUUCCCCGGGGGUGGGGAGGGGGCACAGGAAGGGGGAACAGAGCUGACACCUUGGAAACGCAGAACGUGUUGGAUGCAGACUCGCUCAAGGGCGUGUUACUGUGGAUGUUGUUAUCAAUCGCUGCUCGGCAGCUCUGCUAGGUUCUGUCCGACGCUGAAUUACUCCGCAGACAACUCCACGGAGUUGAGACCCACCCAUGCUUGUUCACUUGUAUUUAUUGAAACUGUGGAUUCUCGCCCCGUGCUGCCCCAUGUAUUUACUUUAAGCACUGGUCACCUAUUCAUUCAGUAUGGUUUUCCCCUUCCCCUGUACACACUCUGGUAUGAAUUGUAAAAAUAACCUGUUACAAAUGGGUUGAAUGUUUCUGUCCAUGGUGCCCACCGAGGCCGGCCUUGGCCGAGGGGCACCUGCUGGCCGGAGGAGCGGGAGAGGGAAUCACCACUUCGGGCUUUCGGAGCUGAGACACACUUACAGAUUCUGUUACACAUUUUGCACUGGUUUUACGGAGAUUGUUUUCUUGGACGGAUAGUGUAAAAUAAACUCUGUUCUGUAUCUUUC